UGUCUUGUUAAGCUUUGACACAGAGUUUCUAGCUGAUAAAUUCAUAUUAGGUUAUAUUUGAUUUACUGCUAUAUUUCUAUGCUGAGGGCCUAUGUUCCGAAAACGCAACGGAGUUUUAGAUGCCAAGGAUUCGGACAUGUUGCAGCAGUGUGUAGAAUUGAGAUCCCGUGAUGUGAUAAAUAUGCAGAUGGGCAUAGUCAGAGGGAGUGUACAGUUGGGGGUAGAGAAAACACUGUGUCUGUACCCAUACAGUUGGGGAUCCGAAGUGCCCUGUGAGACAGGUUGAGAUUGCCAAAAUUCGAGUGGGGCUGAAAGUUUCUAUGCUGAGGCAGUGAAGAGAUUAGAGGAUAGCGCAAGGGUGAGCCGGGAGUCCCCCAGUGAGUAGGCCUGAAGAGAGAGAUCCAGAGAGGAUGUGUUUUAGUAAGGUUGGAUUUAUUGCGUUUAUAGCCAUGGUGAUCAACUGCACUGCACUGAUGCAGCGGAAAUCACAUAAAAUAGAUGUGGUAGUUGCAGCAGCAGAGAAAUAUUUUGGGUGAGAGAUUUUACUCUAGAUCUACAGGGCGUUUUGAGAGGUGGUGCCAUCCUCCCAGGCCGACAGCCUAGUGUAGGAUCGUUUAGAGCCAAAGUAGCGGGAUGGGGUGCUGGGUUUUUGGGGAUAGUGUAUAGGUGCAGGAUUAGAUGGUGGUACAAUUUAGGAUUUUCCCAUUCCCCUUUUCUUUUUGGGACCAACAUUUGCAAUCUGCACUCCAAACUACGAAAGGCAGCAACACAACGUUUAGUCUGCCGGGAAAGCCACACGAAGAAGAAAACGCUUCCUAGUUAACAACAGGAGCAGCAGCAACUUCUAUUGCUAGUCAAAUCGUGAAAAGUAUUAUACAAUUGAUAAAAUGGGCAAGCGAUCUAGUAAGAUGUGAAUGUAUCUAACGUCAGCUUGCUAGCUACAUGAUAAGAAAAUGACACGGCAUGGCUUUAUCCCUUGCAUUACCUACCUAGCAAUAGUGUAACGUUAAUUACAGUAGCUAGCUUAGCUGCUAGCUGACUUAUUGUCGAACAGGUUGGACAACUAACGCUAUGGCUUCUAUCAUGGAACGUGUCCUGUCCAAGCUUAUGAAUAAAAAUGUACUUUUCACUGUGUCGUUUCUCGUACGACUUGUUUUGGUCAGUUUUGGCGUCUAUCAGGACAGAACUAUGGUGGUGAAAUACACUGAUGUUGAUUAUCACGUGUUUACAGAUGCGUCAAAGUUCAUCACGCAGGGCCAGUCUCCAUACCACAGAUCCACCUACCGCUACACCCCUCUACUAGCAUGGAUCCUGACCCCUAACGUCUACCUCAGCCAUGUCUUCGGGAAGCUUCUCUUCAUCACGUGUGACGUGCUCUCAGGCCACCUGAUCUACCUUAUCCUUCGCCAGCGGGGACUUAGCUGCGAGGCUGCCUGCCGUGUCUGCUCCCUGUGGCUACUCAACCCGUUACCGGCCGGUGUGUCCAGCCGAGGCAACGCCGAGUCGGUCCUAACAGCCCUGGUUCUGGCCACACUGCUCUGCCUGGAGCUGAGGCAGCUCCCCAUGGCAGCCAUCUUGUACGGCCUGGCCGUCCACAUGAAAAUUUACCCGGUGACUUAUGCCCUGCCUAUUGCCCUAUCCCUACAGAGAAAGCAGAAUGCGGAGGAGAGGGGAGUGGGGUGGUGGAGGAGAGCUCUUGGGUUUCCCCUCAGGCUAUUGAAUAAGGAGCUGUUUCUGUUUGCCGGUGUGGCCGGAGUGAUGUUCUGUGGAUUGACUGUCCUGUUUUAUAACAUGUACGGCUGGGACUUCCUCCAGGAAACCUACCUGUACCACCUGACGCGGAGGGACAUCCGCCACAACUUCUCCCCUUACUUCUACAUGCUGUACCUGACUGCAGACAGCCCCUGGAGCCUGGCCCUGGGUCUGGCUGCCUUCCUGCCCCAGGCCCUGCUGCUGUUCCUGGUCUCCCUGGCCUUCCACACAGACCUGGCCCUCUGCUGCUUCCUCCACACCGCCAUCUUUGUCUCCUUCAACAAAGUCUGCACUUCCCAGUACUUCCUGUGGUAUCUAUGUCUGUUUCCUCUCGUCCUACCUCGACUGACCCUGUCACCAAAACAAGGAGUAGAACUCUUGGCUCUCUGGUUUGCUGGACAGGGUAUAUGGUUGGCCACUGCGUACUACCUGGAGUUUGAGGGAUACAACACCUUUCUGCUCAUUUGGCUGGCUGGACUGAUGUUCUUGAUCAUUAACUCAUUCAUAAUGGUACAGAUUAUAACCCAUUACAAACCAUCAGACACUACGCAGAGAUUGAAAGUAGAGUGAUAUCCGGACAACUACUUGAACACUUAAUUCUACGCUCCUUGGAUGUAAGGGAUCAAGUGAAGACAUUUCACUAGUAGACAACUUAGUUGCUGAUAAUUGCAAUGCAUUUGUUAUUUUGUCUAUAUGGGAAUUUUGUAUAUAUAAAAACAAAAAUACCUGGCA
Molecule: messenger RNA, 2484 nt
Organism: Oncorhynchus keta (chum salmon)
Lineage: Eukaryota; Metazoa; Chordata; Actinopteri; Salmoniformes; Salmonidae
Gene: pigm
Product: phosphatidylinositol glycan anchor biosynthesis, class M
Exons: 5
Coding region: 1072-2322 (416 amino acids)
Biological process (GO): GPI anchor biosynthetic process
Cellular component (GO): glycosylphosphatidylinositol-mannosyltransferase I complex; membrane
Molecular function (GO): alpha-1,4-mannosyltransferase activity; GPI mannosyltransferase activity
Source: RefSeq, a predicted model, not a curated record